Molecule: messenger RNA, 2301 nt
Organism: Ornithorhynchus anatinus (platypus)
Lineage: Eukaryota; Metazoa; Chordata; Mammalia; Monotremata; Ornithorhynchidae
Gene: ETNK2
Product: ethanolamine kinase 2
Exons: 8
Coding region: 19-1083 (354 amino acids)
Biological process (GO): phosphatidylethanolamine biosynthetic process
Cellular component (GO): cytoplasm
Molecular function (GO): ethanolamine kinase activity
Source: RefSeq, a predicted model, not a curated record
CCCCCGCGCACAUGGGGCAUGGAGCAGAAGGCGGCGGCAGGGGCGGCCGUCCGGAGGCUGGAGAUGCUGGUGGACGAAGACGACGUCCUGCCCGGAGCCCUCCGGCUCAUCCGGGAGCUCAGACCGCACUGGCCGCCCCAGCGAAUCAAGACCAAGCACUUCACCGACGGCAUCACUAACAAGCUGGUGGGCUGCUACGUGGACGAGGACAUGAUGGACACCGUGCUGGUCCGCAUCUACGGCGAGAGGACGGAGCUGCUGGUGGACCGGGAGAACGAGGUCCGCAACUUCCAGCUGCUCUGGGCCCACGGCUGCGCCCCCAAACUCUACUGCACCUUCCAGAACGGGCUCUGCUACGAGUUCCUCAAGGGGACGGCCCUGGGGCCCGAGCACAUCCGCGAACCCGGCAUCUUCAGGUUAAUCGCUCGGGAGAUGGCAAAAAUCCACACGAUCCACGCGAACGGCAGCUUGCCCAAGCCCAAUCUCUGGCACAAGAUGCACAGUUAUUUCAGCCUGGUGAAGGAUGAGAUCAGCUCCAGACUUUCCCAGGGAAUGCCCAGCGUGGAGGUACUGGAGCAGGAGAUGGCCUGGUUGAAAGAGCACCUGUCUCAGCUGGAUUCUCCCAUAGUACUUUGUCACAAUGACCUGCUCUGCAAGAACAUCAUCUACAACGAAACAGAAGGUCACGUGCGCUUCAUAGACUACGAGUACGCCGGCUACAAUUAUCAGGCCUUCGACAUCGGCAACCACUUCAACGAGUUCGCAGGAGUGAACGAGGUGGACUAUAGCCUGUACCCCAGACGGGAGACCCAGAUGCUGUGGCUGCAACACUACCUUCAGGCGCACAAGCAGCUGAGCAAGGACCAUCCGGGAGGGUCGGCGGUGACACCCAGGGAGGUGGAGAGACUCUACGUGCAAGUCAACCACUUCGCCUUAGCCUCCCACUUUUUCUGGGCGUUUUGGGCUCUCAUCCAGAAUCGAUACUCUACCAUAGACUUCGACUUCCUCAGAUACGCGCUGAUCAGAUUCGACCAGUACUUCAAGGCGAAGCCCCUGGUCACUGCCCUGGAAAUGCCAAAGUGACCCUUGGCCACCGCCCAGGGACCUCGGCCCCUCCCCACCUCCGGAGGCCAUCCGCUCCGGCCGGCCCGGACCGAGGGAUGAGGAGACCGGGGAGGGUGGUGGUGGUGGGAGUGGGAACUGGGUGGGAGGGAGAUGCCAAAUCCCGGGGCCCCCCGAUUAAAACCACAGCCCUCGCUCCCCACUCUGGUCUCAGACUCACGGGGAUCAACCGGGUCGUGGCAGCGGGCGAGAGAAGGCUGGGUACAGAGAUGGAGUCGGGGGAUGGGGGAGAGGCAGUGGUGUUGCCAUGGCAACAUCACGGGACGAGGCACCUUCCCCUGCACCGUCUCCACCUCCUCGACUCUGCCCUGGACCACUAUCGCACCUGGCGGACUCCAGGCACCUCCCGGACCUCUUUCGGCUCUUGGGGGCAGGGGGCCGGGCACCGCCCCUUCUCCCCCCACUGCCCAAGCCACCUCUGCGAAGGGGCCGUGCCGCGGGAGGCUCCUCGGAUGACCCCGGGUAGCCGGCUGUCCAGCUCCUACACGGCCCCCGGGGGACGCCUCGUGCGUCCCGCUGGGGUCCCUGCCUCUCCCCACCGGAGCCAGUCCCCCUGCCUCAACCCCCGACCCAUCCCCUCUUCCCCACCCACUCUCCCGCCUCCCACCCGGGAUUAAAUCUCUGCAUACAGACAGGGUCCCCGCAGUUUCUUGCCCUCCUGGCAGGUGGCUACUGAGAGCCCCGGGGGGCCGGGGCUGGGUGGGGGAAGGGGCUCUCCGUUCAGUUUGGAAGCCAGGAGGCUUAGGGCAUUCCCCACCCUCGCCAGUGGAGGAGAACCCCAGUUGCAUCCUUCCACUGCGUCCCGCCCUUCCUCCCGGGAUGCCGUGAGCUCCCUCUCCCCCCAAGUCUCCUACCUCACCUCGCAAAGCUCUUGCACUGGAAUUAGCCGUGGCCAGGGACCAGGGGAGGGGGGCCGCCCAGAGGAGAGGGGGGUCACCGGGGAGCCGGACCUCAGCAGAGCUAGGUCCUGGAGGGAGGGGAAGCUGCCUUAAAUCACUGAGUUUCUUUACCGGGUCCCUAACCCUUGGGGACUGCAGACAGCACUUGCUUCUCAGCCCCUCCUGGGCCUUGGGGUCUCCCUCCCUCCCAAGCACAGAAAUUGUGAGAUUCGUUUGUAAAUGAUCCGGUUUGUUCUUCAUUAAAAUGGCCGUUUCGGGCCCAUGCUGGUAGCCUCUGACA